AUGUCAGUCUCCUUUGCUCCAGAAUGUACGCCAGCCAAGAAAGAGUAUGAUGACUGUUUCAAUAAAUGGUAUACCGAAAAGUUUUUAAAAGGCAAAUCGAUUGAAAAUGAAUGCACAGAGUUUUGGGACAACUACAUCGAAUGUAUAAAUAUCAACUUGGCCAAGCAGGGAAUCAAACCAAUGUUGGAUAAAGCUAGGGAGGACCAGCCAUUCUCUCAUGAAGAGAUGCAAGAAUCGCUAAAGGAAUCGGAGAAGAAAUAA
Messenger RNA from Lodderomyces elongisporus, 261 nucleotides. RefSeq lists its product as uncharacterized. The record is from RefSeq and is a predicted model, not a curated record. The coding region runs from base 1 to 261 and encodes 86 amino acids. The transcript has a single exon. Gene Ontology annotation, cellular component: mitochondrial intermembrane space; nucleus; cytosol. Gene Ontology annotation, molecular function: phosphatidic acid transfer activity. Gene Ontology annotation, biological process: phospholipid translocation. NCBI's taxonomy places the organism in Eukaryota, Fungi, Ascomycota, Pichiomycetes, Serinales, Debaryomycetaceae.